Messenger RNA from Cornus florida, 2410 nucleotides. RefSeq lists its product as uncharacterized. Bases 379 to 2115 code for a protein of 578 amino acids. Gene Ontology annotation, molecular function: protein binding. Lineage: Eukaryota; Viridiplantae; Streptophyta; Magnoliopsida; Cornales; Cornaceae. The transcript has 8 exons. The record is from RefSeq and is a predicted model, not a curated record.
GGGUGACACCCAUAUAUCAUUCUGGCCCGAACCUGAUUGCUUGAGCCGACAUAUCCCACACCCGCCCUUUCCCCGUUUCAAUUCAUACCGUACCCGUCCCAUUAGGGUGAGACCGGAAUCACGGACCCAACCCUCCGACAGGCGGCAUCUCUCUCUAGUAUUCCGCCCGUUCUAGUCUUUUGUUGUGGCUGUACCAAAACGUAUAAGAAGCACUGAAAACGCUCUGCAACUGAGAGUGUUUGCUGCAGGCUGAAGUUGUUUGCAUUCGUUGUGAACUCUUGGAGGCCAAGUAUCUGAACAAAGUUGGCUGUAUCUGCUGCUUUAGGAUGCUUCUGUGACAGAAGAAAGUUUAUCAAUCAAGUUUGUUAGUAGUAAAGCAUGAAGCGCAAACGUGGGAAUAAGAAAGGCAAACCAAAAAGGCCCACUGUGGUGGCUGCGAAUGAGGCAAUUUUAAAUGUUGUCAGUAUAAACACAGAUGAUAAUUCUGGUUUGGAUGGUUUUGAAAAUGAUGAAUGUGACUCUAGAAUAGAGGUUGAUAAACCAACUACAGUAGGAACUAAUAAGCCAGAAAAACUUGCAAGUAUUAAUUCUGAUGGACAAAUUGAUAAGACAGCUGGAAAGUUGGUUUAUGGGCGUGUUAAAGUGAAAAUUAAGACUUCAAAAGCAUUGGACUCUCAGCUUACUUCUUCAGAUGCACCUACACAAAGUGAUACUGAUAAAAGCAGUCAGCAAGUGGGUUUAGAAAAGCCUGGUGUAAUUAGUGAGAAAAUGGAAGACAGUGCCAACUCAUUGUCUGAAAUAAAUACAACUGUUUCAGGGAAUCCUUCUAAGAAAGCCGGGAGCAUAAAGAUUAAGUCGUCAAGAGGUUUUGGUUCUUCAAGCAAAAGUCUAAGUAGUGAUGCUGCACUGGUGCAAGGUGAGAGGACACAGCGAAAGGAACCUGAGUUACUUCGUCAGGAUCCUCAGCACAAGAAGCAAGAAUUAAGUGCUUCCCUGUCGGUUAUCAAGAAGGUUAUGAAAAUGGAUGCAGCUGAGCCUUUUAAUGUACCCGUAAAUCCUAUUGCACUUGGAAUACCUGACUAUUUUGAUGUCAUUGAUACACCAAUGGAUUUUGGCACAAUAUGCAGCAAUCUUGAAAAUGGUGUUAAAUACAUGAAUUCAGAGGAUGUGUAUAGGGAUGUGCAAUAUAUCUGGGAGAACUGUUACAAGUAUAACAAUAAAGGUGAUUAUAUUAUGGAUCUCAUGAAAAGGGUGAAGAAGAACUUCAUGAAGUAUUGGACAGCAGCUGGGUUGUACAAUGAACAACCACAUGGUGUUAUUGGUGUUGAAACCAUUCAAGCAAGAGACAUUGCAGCUUCCAGUCAUGUGAAGAUGCAGGUGAAUAGUGGUUACUUAAAACAGAAGACACGGAAGCGCCAUGGAGUUAAACGACACAAGGAUGACUGCCUAUGUGCUAUAUGUGUAAUGAUGCGCCGCAGGCAAGAGCGCGAAGAGAGUACUCAAACUGUUGAAGAUCAAAUUGGUGCCAGUAAUAGUCAUCUAGCUCAAGAGGAAACUUCACCUGUGGAAAGUCCUUACGAUGAGGACAUUUCAUCAAAUAUGGACAAUUCACUAGGCCCGGAUGCAGAUGCUGACUCGGAAGGAAAAGGCGAGGAGGUGAAGAUGGAAACCACUGAGCAGCUCUAUAGCCCUUUACAGGACAAGCAGGAGAUUGAGAUGGAGAUCCAAACAAAAGGAGAGGGUGAAAUAUCUGAGCAUUCACAACUUGGUGAUAGAUCUGGAGAGGAGCAUGAUAGACAGUAUCAGACACAAACGCCUGAAUCAGGUGGAUAUAUCCAGACUAGCAAUCAGAAAGAAGAAAUAUUAUUGCAGCAUGACGAGAAAACUGUAGCAAUUGAGCCACAGAAGGAAAAGAAGUUAUCAGAGAAGAGUCAAAAAGCAAAAUUGUACGAAAACUUCCGCUGUUUGGAAAAUCCUAUGCUUCUGAAGGUGUGUGGAACCCUCUUUCCUGACGAUCGUAAAUCUGUCUGGACUGGACAUCAUUCAUUGGCUCGAAAUUCUGGUCCUGAUUCUGGUAGUCGAAUUCAUGCAGCUGUCACAGCUUUAAUGAAGUAGGUGUUAAUAUUAUGACCAUUCUUGGCAGCGUUUGUUGAGUGGAUCCUAGAUAGAUCAUAUAUAACUACAUUCAGCGGUGGAUAAAAUCUGGGAAGAACUUGAUAGUAUGAUUUUGGAUGUGUGCUAUAGGAGAUUGAUGCAAAUUACAAUCCUGUGAACUGUAUGAUUCUAAUUUAAACUUGAUUUAUACUCUUUUCUCGGGUGAUUCCUGUUGAGGGUUUGAAUGGAAUGUUGUAAUUUACAUGUUUCAUUAAAGAAAAAUGCUUGAAUAUGAUUCAUAGAAGAUCUUUACUAA